AUGCAUAGAAUCCCCCUUUUCUUGGCUUUGAGUCAACUCGCUACGCUUUCGUCAGCAAGGGUGCACACUCGACAAGCUAAAGACACCAAUGUCUUGAAAUGGGUCGACCCGUUGAUUGGCACUCAAAAAGGAGGCAAUGUCUUUGCCGGCGCCACUCUACCAUAUGGGAUGGCCAAAGCUGUUGCCGACGUCGACGGGGCGAACACGGGAGGCUUCUCUACCGAUGGAAGCAAUGUCACGGGCUUCUCGGCUCUGCACGACUCUGGCACUGGCGGCAAUCCGAGCCUAGGCAAUUUUCCCAUUUUCCCGCAGCUCUGCUCCGGAGAAGAUAUCAACACGUGCUACUAUGCCAUUGAUGCGCGCAAAACUGGUUACAAAAAUGACUCUGUCAAGGCGCGACCAGGCUACUUUGGAGUGUCACUGGACAAUGGCAUAGAUGCUGAUAUGGCGGUCUCGGAACGCGCUGCCCUCUUCCGGUUCAACUUCUCACAGCCCUCUACCGGCAAUGCAAAUGCGGAUCCGCUCAUUUUGCUCGACCUGACGGAUCUUUGGAGGAGUCGCCAGAACGCUUCCAUUAGCGUCGAGGCGAAUGAAGGUGAAUCGGGCGGAAGGAUAAAGGGAAACGGCACGUUUCUCCCCAGUUUCGGAGCGGGCACGUACAUGGCUUACUUUUGCCUGGACAUAUCUGGAGGAAGCGUCAAAGAUUCUGGUGUCUGGGUGAACGAUCGAGCUGGCACAGAACCAAAGCAGCUUUUUGUCACACGCGGCUUCAACAACUUCUACCUGCAAGCCGGCGGCUUUAUACGUUUCAAAGGCCCGCUUUCAGGGCCUCUGCUCGCCCGAAUGGGACUGAGCUUCAUGAGCAGUGAGCAGGCGUGCCAGAAUGCCGAGCGCGAGAUACCCGGUCCCAACUUUGACUUUGACAAGCUAGUGAGGUCAGCCGAAGAUGCAUGGCGCGAGAAGCUUGCGCCCAUUUCGAUAGAAGCGGGAGACGUGGAUGACAGCAUGCUGAACUACACGGGCGAGAAUCCGCGCUGGACGAGCGCCGAGCCAUACUUUGACUCUUUCUACUGCAUCUGGGACCUCUGGCGUGUCCAGCUUCCCUUUCUGACGAUCCUGGACCCCCAGAUGAUUUCGGUCUUCGUAAGAAGCCUCCUGGAUACGUACAAACACCGGGGGUGGCUCCCAGACUGCAUGAUGAGCACGUGCAGAGGCUGGACGCAAGGCGGGUCCAACGCCGACAACGUGCUGGUGGAUGCCUAUGUCAAGAACGUGACUACAGGCAUAGACUGGGAGCUAGCCUACGAAGCCAUCGUCAACGACGCGGAAAACGAGCCGCUGGAAUGGAGCUACCAAGGGCGCGGCGGCCUCACAAGCUGGAAGAAACUACACUAUAUCCCCGAGCAAGACUUCGACCCCAUUGGCUUCGGCACAAACUCACGCAGCAUAUCGCGGACACUCGAGUACGCCUACAACGACUACAAUCUCGCCGUUCUCGCGCGCGGCCUAGGCAAAAGCACAGCCGCCACCAAAUAUUUUGCGCGAUCAACAAACUGGGAAAACCUAUUUAAACCAGACCAGACCUCGUUCAUCAACGGCUCCGACACGGGCUUUAAGGGCUACUUCCAGCCCAAGUACCUCAACGGCACGUUUGGGUUCCAAGACCCCAUUGCGUGCAGUCCGCUGUCGGGAUGGUGCUCGCUCACCAGUAAUCCGUCGCCGACGUUUGAAAGUAGCAUCUGGGAGUACCAGUUCUUCGUGCCGCACGAUGUGGGCAGGCUGAUCCAGUUGUUGGGCGGAGACGACGAAUUCGUGCGUCGCGUCAACUUCUUCCAUACAUCUGGGCUGGCUGAUAUUGGGAAUGAGCCGGUGUUUCUCACGGUCUACAUGCCGCAUUUUGCGGGCCGGCCCGCGGUAUCGGCGGAGCGCGCGCAUUACUACAUCCCAUCCAGCUUCAACACGUCUCUGGGCGGUCUCCCGGGCAACGACGACUCAGGCUCCAUGGCCAGCUUCACGCUCUUCAACAUGCUAGGUCUAUUCCCCAACCCGGGGCAAAACAUGUACUUCAUCACGCCGCCCUUCUUCCCCUCCGUGUCCAUCACAAACCCGGUAACCAACGCCACGGCCACCAUCCGCGCCGUGAAUUUCGACACGGCGUACAAGAAUAUCUACGUGCAGAGCGCGACGCUCAACGGGAAGAAUUACACGAGGAAUUGGAUUGGACAUGAGUUUUUCACGCAGGGUGGCACGCUGGAGCUUGUGCUGGGGAGUAGCGAGAGUAGCUGGGGGACGAGGAGCGAGGAUCGGCCACCGAGUAUGUCUGAUGGGACGGGUGUGAGUGCGAGGGAUGUGGAUGUGGAUGUGCGAGGGAUGCUGAAUGUAGGGUUGGGAAUCAUGUAG
Molecule: messenger RNA, 2400 nt
Organism: Exserohilum turcica Et28A
Lineage: Eukaryota; Fungi; Ascomycota; Dothideomycetes; Pleosporales; Pleosporaceae
Product: glycoside hydrolase family 92 protein
Exons: 4
Coding region: 1-2400 (799 amino acids)
Biological process (GO): protein quality control for misfolded or incompletely synthesized proteins; carbohydrate metabolic process; glycoprotein catabolic process
Cellular component (GO): cytosol; nucleus
Molecular function (GO): carbohydrate binding; peptide-N4-(N-acetyl-beta-glucosaminyl)asparagine amidase activity
Source: RefSeq, a predicted model, not a curated record